Messenger RNA from Prorocentrum cordatum, 1260 nucleotides. The record is from the annotation of a GenBank genome assembly. NCBI's taxonomy places the organism in Eukaryota, Dinophyceae, Prorocentrales, Prorocentraceae.
GUUUUACGUAUGCUCCUAUAGAUUGGGCCUCACCUGGAUCACGAAUCCUUUCGUAGCCAUUUUGGCUCAAGCGACCGCACGCCGCGCCGCCUCGGCUGUCCUUCUCGGUAUGGCGGGCCUGGGCGCGGCUAGAGGGGCGGCAGCUGGCGUGGACAGGGCGGCUCUCGUGGCUGCCGCCGUCCGUGCGGCAGUCGAGGCUAAGGCGCCACGGCGCACGGUGGCCGCGGUGGCGCGGGGCGCGGUGUCGGUGGCCCUUCGGGCCGCGAUGCCCCCGCCGCCGCCUGCGGACGCCAGCGCUGGGGCGGAUGGCCGCAAAGAUGGUGUCUCGGAUGCGAAGCGCGAGCGGCGGCGGCGGCGCCGUGCUCGCCUCGCUGUGAGGUGCCGCGCUGCUCGUGGUGCUGAUCCUGGUGCUGGUCGCGCCGGCGUGCCUGCCCUGGUGGGCGGCCCUGGCGGCGAUGCUCCCAUGGGCAACAGCUUCGACGACAGCGACGGGAUCAUCGACGACUUCUGGGCCGACAGCUUGCCCGUCCGCGGGCCGCGACGGCCAAGGGGUGGCGCCCGUGGUGGGGCUGCGGCGGCGGCGGCGACGGAUCCAGUUCGGGGAGCUGGCGGAGUUGCUGGCGCCGCUGGGGUUGGCCUCGGGAGCGACGGCCUUGGCGGUGCCGCUCCGAGGCGGCGCGGGCCGAGGCGCGCUCAGUCGAAGGCGGUUGCGGAGCUGGGCUCGGCGGCCGCGGUGGCGGCGCCUGAGGCUGGCGGAGGUGCGGGCUCGGGGGGCGGCCUCCGCGAGUGCUUCGCGCUCGCCGACGGCCUCCUCCGACAGGCGCCUGGCUACGAGCCUCAGCUCAGCGCAGAACUUCGGCAGAUGCGGGAGUCCGUGAGCUGGAGGCCUGCCAGCGCUGUGUAGAGCAUCCCGCCCAGGGCCCUGAGGGAGUGGCUUCGGUGGACUGGCCCCUUUGUGGGUCGGCACGGCCAGGUGGGCACCCCGCGUGGGCGCCCCUGGCGAUGCUGCGUACCUCAGAUGCUCGGGCGAGCAGUUGUCAGCCUCGGCCCAGCGGCGGGCGGGACACAGGGGAGGGACUUCGGUGGCCUGGCCCUUUUUUGGGUCGGCACGGCCAGGUGGGUACCCCGUGGGGGCGCCCCUGGUGACGUCCCACACCCUGGCGCUUCAGAGCGAACGGCUCGUGCUGCGCGAGCCGCGCCGACCAUUGAAAAAAGGAUCACGAAUCCUUGAUGUUAUACGUAUGUUUCUGUAGAUUGUCC